AUGGAGCCCUCAACGCCCUCCCGUCCGCCCAAGGACAUCGACACGGCCUACACCAGGCCACUGGAGCCGGAGUCACCGGCCAAUUUUGUCGCUGGAAAGGCUGGCAAGAGGCAGAGGAAGACUGUCACAAUGCCUCCCCCAGUCCUCAAAGGAGCCAGCGACAGCAUCCCCACGGCCACCUCUCGGCUGCAGAAGCAGUUUGAGGAGGCUCAGCAGCAACAGAACCUGCAGCAGAAGGCCCUCAUCAGGUUGGCGAAGACUCUGGACAGCUGGGUUGAGGAGGAGAAGCAGUCAGUCAGUCAGAACUUUGCCCGAAUCUUCUGUGAGAGGUUUGUCAAGUAUGUGACAGCAGAUCUGAGUGCAGCAUCAAUUCUGAGAGGGGGUGCUGCCCCGGAUACUCAUCCGCAGCCAAAUGCAGCAAAGACAGCUGCGAGGGAGCCGACUACCUGGGCGGGUGUUGCUCAGAGGGGGAAAAACUCUGCCCUCCCUGGGGUUGCCCCUGCCAAGACUGCGGCUUCCUCAGCAGGCAGGGCUAGUGGAGCUAGCCUGCAGCCCAAAAGCGCCAGUCAGCCAGGGGGCCCCACAGGGGGCACAAAACCGCAGGAGGACCCACGAGUCCUCGUCACCCUCCAGCCAGAGAAACGGGUCGCCCGGCUACAGCCAUAUGCUGUGCGGCAGGCAAUCGCUGCAAACAUUCAGGGGGUGGGGGAUGUGGCCAAUGUGCCGAAGGUGGAGCCCACCAGGACAGGUUGGGCGAUCACACCAAGCAACAGAGGCAUACGCGACGCUCUGACCACUGAGAAGGCAGUGGCUACUCUCUGUGAAGUCCUUGGCGCCAUGGAGAUCCGGCUACCAGAGCGGUGGUACAAUUAUGCUGUCCCAGGGGUCCCAGAAUCUGUCCAGGACUGGGAAGGGGCAAGAAUCCCCACAGACAAGAUGAUUGAGGGAGAGGUUCUGGCUCAGGCAAAGGAUGCCAGGGGUUCUGCCACCCACCAAAGUGUGCGCGACUGGCAAGAUGCUCCAACUGCAGUGCCACAGGGAUGCUCAGGAGCGGCAACCGCCGCCAGCACAGCCAGCACCAAUGGUCGCAGUGGUGACGAUUUAAACCCCAUGGUUAAUUUGAGAUCGGGUGGAACGCCUGAUUUGACGAAAGAAUACGUGACAACGCGUAGAAGAAGAAAUCCCCAAACGCCAGAGGCACAACAGGAAUCGAACGCAGGUUUACCAACGCCUGCAACCAACAAGGUGACUGCCCCGGGGGCAUUUGAACCUGACGACACAAUCGAAGAGGAAUCGAACGAGUCGAAUAUCGAAUACGAAGACCCGGUUAACGACAACGAAAUGUCAGAUAACGCGGGUGGCCCUAGUAGCCAUGAUGUGAGCGAAGAAACUCGCAUGAGACUGGAGAUCGCGAGACUCCAACAUGAAGUCCAACAAAUGAGAACUGGUAGGGGUCAGGCCUCUACAAGUGAUGAGAACAUCAGUGCAGAUCUAGCAAACUAUCUGCAGAGGAAAGGCAGAACGUCUGCUAUCGUGAAAAUCCUUAAUGAGUUCCGUGAUCAACGAUUUUGGAAAGAACGCAACAUGUGGCUAUACAACUACAUGUGGUCAUCAGUUGCCCCACAGGCAAAAUCUCAUUUUACUAUACCCAAGGAUUGCGAAUUAUCUGCGUAUUCUCUAUGGUCUAUCAUAGAGGACAAUUUCGCUGAAAGGCCUGCUGUCCUAAGGACAAGGUUAUACAAGGAGAUGACAAGCAUGACAGCCAAGUCAAAAGGCUCUGAUCGCGCGUUUAUCGAACGCUUGAUCGCCAUAAGGACUGACUAUAUCCGCCUAGGAUAUAGGGUCGAAGAUUUCAUGUUUUUUGACUGCUUACUUACUGGGGUAAGCAAAGGGUGGGCCUCGUUCAUUAAGAACCGUAUGGACCAAAUUGAGAAAGAUAACGCCCAACCCUUAGAGAGUGAUUUCAUGGCCCUUUGCCGCGAUAUCCUCUUGCGGCUUCCGACAACUGAUGAAUCCAAUGCUGACACGUCUAGGAACCCUACCAACAACGCGCAGGACUCCAAAUCCGACAAGAAGGAUAAGAAGGGCAAGGAUAAGGAUAAGGAGAAGGAGAAGGACCCCAAAUCUGACAAGAAGGGCAGUGAGACACGGACCUGCUUCCAUUGCCAGAAGACCGGUCAUAUCCAGAACGAUUGCUGGAAGAAAUACCCAGAGAAGCGUCCGUCCAAUCCCAACAACGCCAAUAAGGAUAAGGACAAGGGUGAUACCAAUGCUGGCACUGCUCCUGUCCAUAACGUCGUGGAACAAGUAUUCUGUAUGACGGACAAGGCCUACAUGAGCAGCGAAAGACCCACGAGAGAUACCUGGAUUCUAGACUCGGGUGCGGGUGCCCACGCAACACCUCAUAAAGAUCUUGUCGUGGCAAAGCCCCAAAAAUAUACUGUCAAGUUGGAAAUGGCAGAUGGAACGAUAGUGCCUGCCGCAGCGAUAGGCGACACGAAGAUCACCGUUGAAGGGGCGGACAUGCUACUAACUGGCGUCCGCUACGUCCCGAAAUUAGAAGUGAACCUCAUGAGCAUGGGUAAGCUCGUACGCCAGGGCUUUACCUUCAAGCAGUUGGCAUAUGGAAGCAACCACGCCGUGCUCUUUAUGUCCCCAGAUAGAACGUUCUCCUUCACGGCGAAGUUGAACGACAAUGAUAUCUACGAGGUGGAGAAGCCGCCUACCUUCAAGGAUCUAAUUCGAUUCGCCCUGUCCAACGGCAAAUUUGAACCUGUCAACGCGAUGGCGGACGACAGGACUACUGACGCGAUACUGGCGCUGCCCAACAACGACAUAAAGGUUAUAGAACUAACAAUGACACAGUGGCACCAAAAAUUAGGGCAUCUAAAUCCCGCGGAUAUCGCUAGAAUGGCAGCAGAUCCACGCCUAGGAAUGAGAAUCAUCGGCCAACGAGCUUUACCGUUUUGCAAAGUCUGUGUCCAAGCAAAGAUGACACGUCCAACCUUUGCGCCCAUGACGCGAGCUACCAAGCCGGCGAUGAGACUCUUCAUCGACCUAGCAGGGGGUGGAAAAACGCUUUUUGACGGGAACGACCUACCCACUAGGGGGGGUGCUAGCUACUGGCUAGGGAUAACAGAUGACGCUACGAGAUACCGAUGGGCAAUCUUGAUGAUGUCGAAGGGCAUUGAGGCAACUACGCAACGCCGUGUAGGCACCCUACACUGGGAUGGUGGCAGCGAGUUUAAAGGCCAAGAUCUGAAGGCCUACUGCCAGAGCAGAGGAAUUGCGUAUGAAACGACUACGCCUGAUACGCCGCAAUCGAACGGCCCUGCUGAACGCGCCAACAGGAUUGUUGCAGAAAAGACAAGAAGCCUUCUAUUUGAUAGCGGACUAGCUAAGGAAUUGUGGGGUGAGGCGAUGCAAGCCGCGAUCAUGAUGAUCAACACGUCCCCAACGUCAACUAAGAUAUACGGAUGCAAGCAAGUAGUUCCGCUUACGCCAUUUGAGGCAUGGACUGGGGUGCAACCUACUGCCCAUUGGAUACGCAGGUGGGGGUGCAAGGUCUACAAGAAGAACCUAAAGGUUACCAAUAAGCUCGCGGAUAGGACUGACGGCAAGGAAUGGCAGCUAGUUGGCUACCAAGGACUGCACCAAUAUCGUAUCUGGGACCCAAUUGGCCGUCGCCUUGAAAUCGCGCGAGAUGUCGUAUUCGACGAAGGACUAGACAAGGGUGAAACCACGCCUGCGAACGUGGUGAGGCAAUCGAGCGAAUUACCAGAAGAAUUGGACGUACUAGAUGCUGCUGAUGGGUGGCAACACUGCCUCCUGCGACACCUAGCAAAGGUGAAACCUGACGUUUUGAAGAUGAUUGCCAAUGGGGAUCUUGAAGGUGCGAUAGAUCCAACAUACCUUCUAGAUAAUGAGACAGAACUUGUCGAGAAUGAUGAACCAGAAGACCCUGCCAAUGAGGACGAUCCUGUCCUGAGCACCCUAACUGACCGCCCAACUACCGUGGCGGAAGCCAAAAGGAGCCCUGAUUGGGACUACUGGUAUGAGGCGAUGAAGAAAGAGGUCAGCAUGUUUGAGAACAAGCAGACAUAUAUUGUCGUUGAGAAGACCCCAGGCAUGGAUAUCUUAACUGGUAAAUGGGUGUUUGAUCGCAAGUUGAACAAUAAGGGAGAAACAAUCCGGUUUAGAGCUCGCUGGGUGGUUAGGGGAUUCCUCCAACAACAAGGAGUCCACUAUACAAAGUCGUACGCCGCGGUGGUAUCAGGACCCACGUCACGGAGCUUAUUCGCAAUCUCAACGGCAAAGGGGUGGAAGGCAAAGGCGAUCGACUACGUCUCCGCGUUCUUGAACGGCAUACUACCGCAGCACGAGAUGGUAUAUAUGCAACUGCCUACAGGGAUUAAGCACGGCAGGGGGGGCCUGGUUGGCCUGCUCCGCCAGAGCCUUUACGGGAUGAAGCAAGCAGCGAGGGUGUGGUAUUUCCUUGCGACGGAACACCUCACCACUCUAGGAUUCAAAAUCUCGCCGUUUGAGACAAAGGAUGUCGAAGAGAACAAGCCCUACCUUGGAAUGGAAGUCAAACGUCAAAUGAACGGCGACCUAGCGGUUACCCAGAACCGUUAUAUCGAUGAGAUCCUUGAGGAUUUUGGAAUGGACAAGGUCAACCCGGCCAGCACGCCGAUGGCGGCCGGCAUACGCCUAGAAUUCUCACCAGAUGAAGAUAGCGGUAUUUGGUGUCAAGCAGCAGACCAGAUCUGGCAUUCGCGGUCAACUACCUCUCACGUUUCAACUCGCGUCCGCUACAAGGAAUGCUGGGCAGCAUUAAAACACGUCCUACGCUACGUCAAGAAAACGAAGGAUCACGGAAUCCUAUACAAGAAGGAGAUGAUUGGGGGACUCAGUCCUGUCGCGUACAGCGACUCAGAUUGGGCAGGGGCAGACCCCCAAUACAAGUCAACUACAGGUUACAUUAUCCUGCUAAACGGAUCACCAAUCUCGUGGCGGUCGCAACGGCAGACCUCAGUUGCAAAAUCAACCACUGAGGCGGAGUAUAUCGCGGCAAGUGAGGCAGCGUGCGAAGUGAUCUGGCUGAAUGACAUGUUAUUUGAUGCUGGAUUAGUAGAAGGGAAAGCGAAGGUAUGCUCGCACCUGCGAGUUGACAACAAGGGCGCGAUAGAUUCUAGCAAAAGGGGAGUCCUUGACAAGGAGGUCACGUAA
This is a messenger RNA of Histoplasma mississippiense, 5229 nucleotides long. RefSeq lists its product as hypothetical. Lineage: Eukaryota; Fungi; Ascomycota; Eurotiomycetes; Onygenales; Ajellomycetaceae. Bases 1 to 5229 code for a protein of 1742 amino acids. The transcript is spliced from 8 exons. Gene Ontology annotation, molecular function: nucleic acid binding; zinc ion binding. Gene Ontology annotation, biological process: DNA integration. The record is from RefSeq and is a predicted model, not a curated record.